Molecule: messenger RNA, 4592 nt
Organism: Syngnathus acus (greater pipefish)
Lineage: Eukaryota; Metazoa; Chordata; Actinopteri; Syngnathiformes; Syngnathidae
Gene: akna
Product: AT-hook transcription factor
Exons: 22
Coding region: 401-4030 (1209 amino acids)
Biological process (GO): epithelial to mesenchymal transition; neuroblast delamination; neuroblast division in subventricular zone
Cellular component (GO): centrosome
Source: RefSeq, a predicted model, not a curated record
AACCUAAUUUAGGUAGUGCCUAUAAAAUUGUUACAGCUAGCAGUAGCGUAAGAUGACGAGGUAGGAUGGCGGCUUUGUUACAGUAAUGAUCUGAGAGAAGCAGAGCAGCUCAUGUGCCUUACAGACCAACUCAGGGUAUUAUAACUAAGCUAUAAGUACAAGUUAAAUCAGCGAUUCAUUCUGUGCAAGCAUGCUCAUCUGUCUGCAACUUGCAGCAUCGUGUUCAAUUUUACAAAUCUGGCUACUUCGACAGAAACAAACGGUGAAACAUGUUCCAAAGUCAGGAGCUACAUUUAAAGACUUCCUCCACACAAUUGGAGCAGCUAACUGAUGGGACCGCAAGGGCCACCCUGCAAUAUUUUCUCAGGUCAGAGUUGAGUUAUAAUAAUCUGACAAGCAAAUGGAGAUUGUGAAGAACACAAAAGCAGAGCUUCUAUCUCCAGCUCCAACGUGCAUCUCACCCACCAACUCUGAAAUGUCUGAAGAUGCGUGGGAUGAGGAGGAAGAACAAGAUGACUUUUACAACCAGAUGGAUGAGAACGGCAUCAUUGGAUUAACACUGGUGGAGGAGACACAGGAACACGAUGAUCACGCAGAAUACAAUCGAAAAUCAUUUGGGGGCCGUGAGGAACCGGAUAUGCCGCCUGAGGAGCUCAAUUGCAUCUUUGAUGAACAUCUUAAAGAUGUGGCUAUACUCUCACCCUAUGGAGCAGAAAGUGAGUGGGGUUUGCCAAGUGGACCAGUCAACAAUAGCAAAGAAGAGUCAGAAAUCAUCAGUGAGCACCAAUUUUUUGAGUCUCCACCCUUGAUAGAAGCUGAUGGAGAUUGCAAACCUCAGUAUGCAACAUACCAGGCUUCCUCUCGUCCGACACUCCCCAUUUUCACUCGCCUGUGCCAUUUAGAGGAAAUGGCUGCUGCUCCGGGAAUCACAAGCGAAACCAUUCCAGAUAUGUUCUUUGCAGACUCAAACAGCCUCAUGACCUGCGAGUCCAGUCUUCACCACCAAGAUAAAUCUGAAAACACGGAACAAGUACUAGGAAAUGAUGCCAUCUCUCUUCAAUCACAAAUGAGGCGUGCAGACUCAAACAGCAUCGUGAGCUGCGAGUCCGGUCUUCACCACCAAGAAAGCUCUGAAAAUGAGGAGCAAAUAGACGGAGAAGAAGAUGUCAUCUCCCCUCAGCAACGAAUGACUAAUCAGGAGACUAGUGAGAAUUCAAAGACCGGUCCUAAAAAAAACACUCCCUCACUGAAGCAAGUGUCACAUCACUGUCGUAAUGCUGUACUUCCAAGGACAAGUGGUCAUAACAAACCAAAGGAAGACUGCUGUCACAUUCCCAGAAGAGCUAAUGAAUCAAGAAAAGCCUAUCCAACUCACUGGGUACCAGAUUUGUCCCAGGUAAAGCCGAGGGUGUCUUUUCCUAAAGGGGAUUACAAGCCACCCAAGAGCAGAUGGUCUUCCAAGAAUCCUCCAAAGUCGCUGACACCAGAGGCCCCUGUUGUCUUUAAAUCUCCUGCUGAGAUUGUGAAAGAAGUUCUAUUGAACACAAAUGACGGACCUCAGCCACCAUUUGACUUUAACGAAAGAACAUCACCUAACGGCACCGUGCCUCAGGAAUUCCGAAGCCAGCAGAAAGCCGGUAUCCUGCUUGAUCAGCUCCAGGAGGACCACGGCAGACUGCUGACUAAGUAUGCAGAGGCAGCGAACACAAUUGACCGCCUGCGGCUGGAAGCCAAGGUUAACCUGUACUCUGACCAACCAACGUCUGCUCAAGUCAUGCCAUCAGGACUGCAUGUAGAGCCUUCAAAGUUCAUGCGGCUGGACUUUCCUCAAGCUCAGAAAGCACAGCCCAGAUCAUUUUCCCUUCAGCCAAGUGGACCCGGCACACACUUAACUUCCUCUGGCCUAUGUUUGUCUGCCUCCAUUUCAAAGAGCUUUGAGUCCCAAAGCGGUCAGAAGGUGGCAAAUACACUUUACGCACAGGCUGACAACUUCCUCCAGCAGCUCCAACAUUAUGAGGACUUGCUGAAGAGCAAUACACCUUUCCAACAGGGUCUUGCAGAACUUUAUCAAGGACUGGACUCCUUGGAGAAAGGCUACCUGUCAGCUAGGAGAGAACACAAAGUCCUACAGGAGCAAGGCGCAGAACACGGCCACUUUGACCCCAAUCGAGAGCUGGAGGAGUUCAUUUACCAGUGUGGGCGGCAUAUGGAUGAGUUGAAGGAGAGGACGGAUCAGAAUUCCCAUGAUGCUGAUUCUGCUCCUGCUCUUUGUCCUCAAGCCCAAAAGUCAUCUCCAUCUGAUAAUUCUCAAGCAGAGAGUCAACAUACACCUUUGUUGCUAGAUUCAGGAGAUCUGACCAAGAAAGAUGUAACGCAAGUUAAUCAGAAUUCUUCCGACUUCAAUAAAAGAUAUGGUCACCAAACUACAGACAUUAACCAGAGUUCAACCGUGCAUCUCACUUAUGCUCCUAAAUGCAGAAGGAGGAAAGAGGUUAGGAAGUCCUACAGCAGCAGUCAGAGCAGUCUCGCAGAAAUAAAUACAUCAGAGAAGAGGAGUGCCAAACCCAAAACUGGGAUUAGGAGGGUGCUUUCUCAGGACGGGGUCAUUUCUCCAGGAACUGACAGCGGUUUUGUUGGUUCUGAGUAUAGUCAUCAGAUUUGGGCUGAAAAUCACAGCUCUUGCCACCAGAGAGCCUCAAAGCGUGUUUCAGGACCUGCCGAAGUGAGCGUUGCGAAGCCUCAGAUAAUCCGAACCUCAACACCAUCUCGUGAUUACUCACAAUCACACAGGCGCCCAUUGGUAGAACCCAGUGAAUAUUUCCAGCAAGAAAUGAGGAGGCCCUAUCCUGGAGAGCGCAAGCAAAGGCAGUGGAUCAGUCAGACAUACUCAAUCAAGACUGAUAGUGAAACCACUCAUACUGCACCUGAGGACUUACAAAGUGAUCAGUAUGAAGAAACCCUGCCCUGUUCCUCUCCAAGCUCCUCCUCCUCCUCUUCUUCCUCCACCUCUGCUGUGCAUCAUCACCAAGGCGACGCUCUUGAAACGCUGAGGUCCAGUCAGGUGGUGACUUGCAAUGAUUCAAGUCAGGCUCUGCAGGCCAAGUCCACCACGCCAGAGCACAAAGGGGAGAAUCCCAUGACAAACCAUCGUACUGUAACUCAUACCACUCAAGACAACUGCACUCGGCAUAGAACUUCACAUCCUCUCAGGUCUCAAGAUCCCUUGAGCGAAAUUAGCGGAUGCAACAGAAAGAAAUGGACAAUUGAUAGGAAUGAGGUGGAGAAGGUGGCGAGACGCACAGCAAGAAAAAGAUUGGCACACCAACAACAAACUCGUGACACAUCAACUGCAACGGAGGAUGUCAAUUCUGCUUGUCGACUUCUGGUGUCAAGAUCGACUCAAACAUCUAUUGCUGUAGCUGACAGCCAACCUUCACACACAAGUGCCCAAGUCCAGCACACAAAGCGGGAUCAUACGGAGUGCUCAGAUGACAAUGAUGGCAGAACAAGCAGAGUUGUUCCUUGCUCUCAGUGUUUUUCACAUACCAAAGUGUCUUUGGAAAAACCAGCAGGUGGCAAUCAAGAGCCAGCCCAGUUCUGUUCCUGUCGUCACUGUCAUCAUUGUGGACAUUCUGAUAUCAAGACAAACAAUGAGAAAGACUGUUGGAAAGACUCAAACACCCCGAGGACCUCCAGUUGCACACGAACAGAGACUCUCAGCCGAGCGCCACCACCUGCUGUGUGCCCGUCAUUGUGUCCUACACCAUUGCUCCUCUAUCUCCAACCUCAACCCAUCCACGUGUGCACCAACAACGCAGGCUCUCCUUCAAAAGUCGGCAAUAGCAACGAGGAGGAGAGGUUGCGACCCGCGUCGUGCCUUGUUCCACAACGCUCUCUAGAUGACGCCCUCCUAGCUGCGAGGAAGAUGAAUGAUAGAUCAAAACGCAUGGUGCGUUCACUGACCGCAGGCCUGCGUUCUCUGGAACGACUGUCCAAGUCCCACUCCAACUCCAACUCUAACUCAGACUGACUAACAGUGUCUCUGCCCAUAGAUCCUGCCUGGAGCAGGUGAUUCAACUUCUCAGCUGAUCUUAAGUUGUUGUCGUUCGAGAACUUCUGUUUCGCUGUUAUAUCAAAUGAUGUGCUGGAAUACCUAAUGGGCAAACUAUCACCAGCCCCCAAAAUAUUUGAUGCUGUGUAAACCAUAGAUAAAUCUCAAUGAGCACAUUUAGCAUCCCAAAACAAUUUACAAUUGUAGACUCGUGGAUCAUGGCUCUCUGUUUGGGGUUUACUAGGCAAUUGGUUCAAUGUUUAUGGACUCAAGCUGACUGAUAUUGUUGCACAAACUGGUUUUCUAAUUAAGCAAUUUAGGGAAAAGGUUGUCCCUCUUGACUUCUGUGUCGGCAGCCCGGGUUUACUUUCCACUCAAAGGAUGGUGUGAAAAUGAGUGUGAAUGCUUGUCUGUGUCUGUAUUGUGAAUGACUGGUCGCCAAUCCUCGGUGUAGUCCAGGGGUGUCAAACUCAUUUUUUUCGCGGGCCGCAUUGUCGUCAUAGCUUCUUUUGGAGGGCCAAUAUGACUGUCAACCCAAAUA